Hydractinia symbiolongicarpus is the source of this 4937-nucleotide messenger RNA. RefSeq lists its product as uncharacterized. NCBI's taxonomy places the organism in Eukaryota, Metazoa, Cnidaria, Hydrozoa, Anthoathecata, Hydractiniidae. Gene Ontology annotation, cellular component: intracellular membrane-bounded organelle. Gene Ontology annotation, molecular function: phosphatidylinositol binding. The record is from RefSeq and is a predicted model, not a curated record. Bases 258 to 4508 code for a protein of 1416 amino acids. The transcript is spliced from 13 exons.
CGGGGACAAGUUGGCCCUGCGAAGUUUAACGGACUGAUUGAGUGCACGAAUUGAAUAAACCCAAUCGCGUAACUCAGCUGGAUCGUGGUACAAAAAUAACCCGCAACUUUUGUUGUUAAUCCCUCUGAUCACAAGACAGGAAAAGUACCCAUAGCUAAAAGAAAAGUGAAACUGAAAUCGAAUUUAAGCAAUAUAAUAUGUUAUGUGGUUUGUGAUAUAUUUAAAUAGAGCUAAAAGAGAGGAAAAGGACUAUCAUCAUGAUUGAAUUACCUGUUAAGUUAGCAGACUAUAAACUUUUCAUUGUGACUGGUUUGUUGAUCCUGCUUUGUUACUCUGAAUUUGGUCUUUAUACCUUCAUCCUUGUUUUCACCGUUACAACAGUGGUGACUUAUAUUUGUUACACAUUGAACACACAACUUCGUCUGGAUGGAUUCUUCAAGUUUCUUGUGUACUUUGGAAUAGGUGUACCAAAACGUGUGACAACAUUAGAUGAAGAGGAUUACUCGAACAAAAGAAAUCACAAAGGAUUAAAAAUAUUUCCAAAGCCUAUUGCUAAGAUUAUACAAAAAUUUAUUGACUCAAUCAUUCGAGACUUUGUUAAAACAUGGUAUGAAUACCUUGGCCCAGAUGAAGAAGAUUUUAUUGCUGAAGUUCGUAUUUCUUUGGAGUAUAUUGUAACUGAGAUUUAUUUGCAGUUGGAAAAAGCGAAUAUUCAUGAUGCUACUGUUAAUUUAAUCCGAAUGUUUCAAUGGCAUAUUAAAGUGUUUGAUGAUUUUCGAAAUAUAGUGCAAAAGAAAUACCCAGGUAUAAGCGAGAGUGACUUUUCGACUUGUAUUACGGAGCUUUAUGAAGAGGGUGUGAUUAAACAUAUUGCAACUUACAGCAAAGGAAAUGAGAUGGAUUAUCUAAAGACUUUACUUGAUAUUUUACUUUUUAAAUUCCUUCCCAAUGAUGCAUUUUCUUGUGAAGGUGGCCGAUUCAUGCUGAGAGAAGUUUUAGCUAUACAACUUCUGGAACCGCUAGUAAAAGAAUUUACAGAUCCUCAUUUUGUUAAUGAAGCUAUAAUCGAUAUAUUGGAACCUUCAGUGCCAUUGUCUGUAGUAAUAAAAGCUUGGAACGAUGCAUUGAAAGAAAUUGAAAACGAAGAAGAAUCAUUUGAAGUUAUUAGCGUUUCUAAAGCUCCUCUUGAAGACACAAUCGAAGAGAGUGACAAGGGUGAAAUGAAGGCUGUAAAACCUGCCUCAACUUCUGCCAGGAAAAAGUCUCGAAAGGAGAAUGAUAAAGAACUAAUUCGAUUUGAUAACUUAGAUAGAAGCAUAACUUCAGCUCCAGUGUAUGGUUCAAAAUCAGCACGGGAUCAUGAGAUUAGAAUUAAGAAGCCUCGUAAAACCAAAAAAUCUUCAGUAAGAGACAGCACAAGAAAAAAUAUGACAGAGCUUGAUGAUAGUGGCAACACAUCAAGAAGUUUAUCAAAGGAAAAAUCGCUGCAUAUUGCUUCAAAUAACCAAGAAACAUGGGAUGUAUGUCCUCCAUCUUCCGCUAAGAUUUUUCGCAAAAAUAGCUUCCUUGAAAUGCCUCGAAAGCAAGAUGAAAUCUCUGAAAAAUUGAAGGCUAAGGUUAAGUCAAUUCGUCCAACAUUACCAACUUCUUGUCUUAACACCUGUUCACAAGGUGCCAGUCACAGUGACUUUCAAGCCUCAAAUAUCACAGUUAUUGAGGCGGUGCCCAUUGUAGAUGCAACUAAAAAAAUACAAACUUUAUCAGCUCAAGAUAACAAAAUGGAUCCAGUUUUAAAGCCUAAGGAUGAAGUUGUGAAAAUUCAUAGUUCAGGUACUGAUGGGGCAUUUUAUGAAGUAGCCCCAUCAUGUCCCACAUGUAUAGAAAUGACAUUGCUGGCUAGCCCAUUUGAAAAUGAUAGAGCACAAAUGCUACUUAAUCCAAAAGAUAAAGUGAUUGAACAUGAAUGUGGAUUAAAUGGAGAACAUUAUUAUUAUGCAGAAACAGAAACUGAAUCAAAUAGUUAUGAAGCUCUAGAUGACCAAUCGUUUGCUUCUUGCUCUGAUUCAACAGAAGAUUAUUCGGAUCAUAGCUACAGUUCGGGUACACUGCUAGCUUCUGCAGAAACUAUGGAAAGUAGUGUGAAUUACAUUCCUGAAGAAGUAGAUGUUCAAAGCGAUAGUUAUGAUAUUUUGUCCUCACUUUCCGGGCAUUCAAACAAUUCUGGCAAUUUGAGUGAUAAUUCUUUGAGCUUUGAUGACAUUGAAGAUAUUCAGGGUUUGCCUAAAAUACAUCGGACUGCUUCUGUUGUUACUUUCAAAACUGCUUUUGAGCACAGUUUUUCCUCCCAUAAAAAUGAUGAUGUAUUUACAGAAAAAAGAAAAAAAUCUUCAAGCUCCUCUAAUAAAUUUUUUAAACUUUUUAAAAAUGGAUUGCCUUCUGCCACAAAAAAUAAAAAAACAAAUCAUAAAGAUAAAAGUAAAAGACACCAAAGUAAAGCUUCACGUCAAAACAGAAAGAAAAAGGGCAUUUUUAAAGGUAAUCGCACUCAGUCCGGCGAUUUUACUCACCUUGAGACAUCCUCCAUUUCUACAUCUGUUACAAAAUUUAACAGCCUUCCGGACAAUGAAUCUAGUAUGAACGCACCUGACAGUUUUGUUGAGAAUUUCAUUGAAGAGGCUUUAGAAGUUGAAGAAGGCGAAGAAUAUUUUGAUGAGUAUGCACCUUGUGGUCAUAAUUCUACAAAUGCUCAACCAUUUGUUGAUCCUUUAUCAAAGGCAAUUGAAGUAACUCAGAAAGAUUUACCGCUUGAGUCACGAUCAGUUAAGUCUGCAGAAUUCGUUGAUGAAAAAGUCAGUGUAAAAAAAGAUGACAAUGUAUUUAUUCCUGUAUUUGAGGGAAAUGUUGUGAUGCCACAUCCGAGUAAGAUACCUGCAGCUUGGUCAUAUCCAAUUCAGAUGAUAUCUAUACCAUCCACAGAAGUUGCAUCUGAAAAGGGAUGGGAGCCUGGUAUCAAUAAAUAUACCCUGUACAACAUUCACUAUGAUAUUCGCAUUUGGCCUGACAUUUACCAAAAGCAGUUACGUGAAGCUGGUAGUCAGAAAAGCCUUACUCAAAAUGAGGCUACUUCUAUGGACUCUGUGCCAUUAAUUAGAGAAAUUAAAAGAAGAUACAGGGAGUUUUUGUUUCUACACAACCGUCUCACACAUGGACACUUGGCGAAACAUAUGAAAGGAAUCUUGCGGCCAAACCGAAGAUACGCUAUGCCGUUUGGUCGAAUGGACCCUGAUGUGAUCGAAGGGAGAAGAAAGAUUUUGGAAACUUAUUUAGUGAGUUUAGUUUCGCGACCAGAAUUAUGCAACAGUCGUGAGUACAAAGAAUUUCUUGGUUCAGUAGAUCAUGAUGAUGGCUCUGUAAAGAAGAUCGGCCAAAGACAGAUAUACAAAGAGAAUGUUCAGAAAGUUGUGACAGUGACGUCAGAUGGCCAUGCAAGUGGAAAAUACCCAGUUGUAAAAAUCCAUCCGGUAUCACCGUAUUUUAUACAGGGUUAUGUCGUCCAAAGAAUGUUCGGUUAUUCCGAAACUGAUUGCUUGGAAAGACAUUCAACCAUACUCUUCACACACUUCGUGAAUGAAUACCAUACACUGAAACCACUCUUAACAACCAACGACCAUAUAGUCGCAAGUUUCGAGCCCAUACAGCAUCCUACGUUCUAUGUUCCCGAUGAUUCGUACGUUAAGGACUUUUACCAGACCCUCGGUCCUAGAACUGCUGGCGAUGGAGCUGAACAGGCGGAGAUGGAAACAGCAGAUCAGGUUUAUCGCGCAGAUGGUAGGUCACGUGCUGGUACAACAGCUUAUGAUGAGAGCAGUCAUUCAAUUAAUAUAGCAGCAAAAUUCUCAGAGGAACUUGCGGCCCAGUUACACAAGGAGAAAGAAAGUUUAGCUGUAGCAAUUGCAAGGGAGAAAGACCUUUAUCAAUCUUCAUGGCCCCUCACAGAUGCUGUACUGUCUAUUGCAUGUCAAGCUUUAAAAUCUUAUGGUUCUUGGUUAACGUUUGGUCGUGUACAACAAGCUAUUCUGUUCAGUUUAGGCGGAGUAAUAGAGUGGUUGAUUGGUCGCGAGUUGAACGAGGUGCUUAUGCAAGAAAGGUGUUUCAAAUAUUUAAAAGAUCUCUACCAUGUUGUUUGGGAUGAGCAAGACAAACUAAAAGAGUCAAAACCGGCACCAACGCAAGAAGAACGAAUAAAAGUGAAAAAUGAAGCUCUCCGACGUAUCAUGGAUAUCAUACCAAAACUUGUAAUGAUGAGUGUGGGACCAAACAACUACAAAAAAUGCUGCAACAAUUUAUUGCAUACUCUGCAAUAUCAAAGCAUCAACAAACACGUGUUGUAUGCUGCGUUGGAGCUUAUUCUGUUAGAGUUGAUUCCUGAAUUUCAAAACGAAUAUCCACAAUAUGUGGAGACAGCUACAGCUGUGUCUGACAACACUGAAGAUGGCAAAAAGAUUUAAUAGAAAUGUCUUGCCAGAGGGAAGUAAACCUAAGAACAAGGUUGCCAUCUUUUUGUCACGAUGCGUGCUUGUUUAAGUUCUGUCUUCUUGUAGAAAUUUCCUUACAUCGAAAGUUUGAGUAGAAGUUUCAGGUUUGACGAUAGAAAAAUAUAAAAAUGUUGCAAAAGAAUUCUUGAUGUGUUCUGACAAAUUCGCGAUAUAUUUUUUGUAUCGGUUUUAUGCCAUGUGUGAGUUGCUAUCUUAGUUUUGGAUGAUCUCGUGCUCGGUUUUUUAUCAACAUAAAAAUGGUUUGUUGAAUUCUCAUAGCGGAAAGUAAAAUGGCGUUUUAAAACAAGUUCAAUUAAAUUUGUUUCAGCAUGUAAUUUAUAAAAUUAUUUUUUAAAUUUUUGUACGUAGAAAGUUUCAAUAUAUACUAUAAAUAAUUUUAUC